Molecule: messenger RNA, 587 nt
Organism: Poecilia reticulata (guppy)
Lineage: Eukaryota; Metazoa; Chordata; Actinopteri; Cyprinodontiformes; Poeciliidae
Product: interferon alpha-inducible protein 27-like protein 2B
Biological process (GO): intrinsic apoptotic signaling pathway; release of cytochrome c from mitochondria
Cellular component (GO): mitochondrial membrane
Source: RefSeq, a predicted model, not a curated record
GUUUCGUUUCUCAGGGAAUGGAAGCAAUGACCGUCAUGUAAACAGCAGGGGGAGCAGAAGACUCUGAAGGGAGGAGGGAAAUUUUCUUAUUUCCAGGAUUUAUUUAUUUUUUUCGGUAGGCAUCAUAUUUAAAGCCCAGACUUAACAUCGGACGUUCAGAAAUCCCAAACCAUGGGUCUCUUAACUAUCGCAGCAGCUUCGGCUCUCGGUGCUGGUGGGGCGGUGGUAGCAGCCCCGGUGGUGCUGGGAGCCAUCGGGUUUACCAGCGUGGGGAUAGCGGCGGGGUCGUAUGCAGCAUCCAUGAUGUCUGCGGCCGCCGUCGCUAAUGGGGGCGGCGUGGCAGCAGGGAGCGCGGUGGCUGUCCUGCAGUCAGUUGGAAUGGCUGGAAUGGGGGCAGCCGCCACAUCAGCUGUGGCCGGUGCGGGAGGGGUGCUUACAGGACUUGCGGCCCUCAUUUUUUAAGACGCACAUCAUUCAUAUGACAAUUUAAAAAAAACUUUCCAAAUGAAAAUCAAAUUGAACUCAAGGCAAACAAUGUUGUUAAAUGAAUGAUUCUAAAUAAAAGCAUUCGAGAUGUAUUUACUGAG